AUUGAACCCCGCUAUUUUCGUCUUCGUAAGGCGAUACAUUAAAUGAUUCGCUCUUAUACGACACGCCAUCCCGACAUGCCAUUUGCUUCGAUGAUCUCGAUGCGCGUGCAGACACUCGUCCGAAUCAACGCUCGCGCCGCUUUGAUAACAAACACUCGCGUUCUAGCUGGGACACUGGCAAGGACCUACAGCAACCGCACAGGACCAUCAUCCAAUUCCACUGCCAAAUCAACGGAUAGCAAAGCCCUAGAUCCUAAUAAAAUCAAAGGACCUGGAGGGCUGACCAUGACCCAGAUCGGAAGGCUGGUCCGGCAGAGUCACGCCAAGGACUUGGAACAUCAAGCAAAAAAGCGAGACCAGCAGUCAACCUCGAAAGCACCCAAAAAAUGAGCGUGUAUCAAGGUCAAUGACGCAAGGUUCAGAUGAAGAAGCAGAAGACGCCGUUUCCUUUGCAUGCCACCAUUCUGCUAUGCAUUCCUCCCUAUCUCUGCAGCUGAAAUAACAUUUGCGAAUAAAUAAAUUAUGGCAGCCAUGUUCAACA
Messenger RNA from Gamsiella multidivaricata, 541 nucleotides. RefSeq lists its product as uncharacterized. Bases 43 to 390 code for a protein of 115 amino acids. NCBI's taxonomy places the organism in Eukaryota, Fungi, Mortierellomycota, Mortierellomycetes, Mortierellales, Mortierellaceae. The transcript has a single exon. The record is from RefSeq and is a predicted model, not a curated record.